This is a messenger RNA of Setaria italica (foxtail millet), 1464 nucleotides long. RefSeq lists its product as uncharacterized. The record is from RefSeq and is a predicted model, not a curated record. The coding region runs from base 224 to 1270 and encodes 348 amino acids. NCBI's taxonomy places the organism in Eukaryota, Viridiplantae, Streptophyta, Magnoliopsida, Poales, Poaceae. The transcript has 3 exons.
AGUUCAGGACGAGACGCGGCGCUGCUUUCGAGACAACUAUUGCUCCCGUGGCGGCGGCUGCCGACCGCAACGCUGGCUCGGGCGGUGAGGACAGUUCAGACUUCAGCGUCGGCAACUCUGAGACCGAUGAUGACGUUGACCUGAAAGCUCUGACUCGGACAACUAUUACUUCUCCUCCUCUUCCUCCUCGGACAGUGACGAUGACGGCUACUACGGUGGCGACAUGGACAAGGAGUGUCAGGAUUUCGAAGAUUUCACGGUGAACCUGAUGCAUCGUUGUAACAUUGCACAGUUGGAUUCCUUCAGGCUGCACAUUGGUAGGCGCAGGGCACCUCAGUUUGCUCAUAAACAAGUAGCAGGAUGGCUCCGUCGUGCAAUGAAGUAUUGCACCCCAGAUCCUGCCAGUCAGCACAAGGGAUUGGGCCCCAGUCAUUGGCAUAUCAAAAGGCUGUAUCUCUGCUUUGUCCAUCUGGAUAAUCGUUUUGCGAAGCAUGUUACUUCAGUGUGCCGCACUUUGGAGGAUUUGGAGCUGCACAAUUGCAGUUGUCAAAUUCGGUCAGUCACCUCCGACUCGCUGAAGACCCUGGUUCUGAAAAAUUGCAAAUGGUGUAAUCUUUCUGAGAUUACAUCGCCCACACUGAAGACAUUGGUUAUUGAUGGCAGCUCAAAUACUGAUGGUUGUGUGCUGGUUAUCUUGACCCCUGCUGUUUCUUAUCUGCACCUGGCUGUGAGUGUUUACUUCUUUAGUGGUGGUAUUUCAACAAAUGAGAUGCCGUCCCUUGUGAAAGCUUCGAUUCAUCUACGAGAUCACAGAAAUAGUGUAUCUGAAAGUAAUAAACUUGGCGGCAAUCAAUUCAAGCUUCUUUCUAGUGUCUCUAAGGCGACCAGUUUAGAGUUGUCAGCUGUCGGGAAGAAGGUGCUCGGUAAGGAACCCACAUUCCUAGAAUUCAUGAACCUGAGGAACUUAUUUCUGGGCAACUGUGAUCUCAGGGGUGACUUCCGCACAUUGGGAUUCUUUCUUCAGAGUUCACCUAAUCUGGAGAAGCUCACCUUGCGGCACUGCAAGUUCCCAAAAUAUCCUGAGAAAAAGAAAGGGAAGACCAAACUCAACAACACCUCAUCUUCUGAGUUCCGUCGCCUGGAUUUCAUGUGCGAGAACCUCAAGGUUGAAAUCAUAUAUAAAGAUGGCGAUGGCCACCAACUCGUCAAGCUUCUGCUGCACGCUUCAAGGAAUCUGUCGAAGAACAACAUUAAACUCACCAAAAGUUAAUUAAGUUAUUGUGUUAGUGUCCAGGCCUUCUAUGUGGUUCAUGUGGAUUUUGCCGAGCACAUUGUAGGCUCCCUUCAGAUGCAUUUACCAUAUACUUUCUGACUCGUUUCUAAGUGAUGCAAGCCUUUGCUCUGGCGACUAUUUAUGCUAAUGAUGUUUACUCCUUUUUCCGUAAGGAUAUGAUCGUCUCUGGA